Fraxinus pennsylvanica is the source of this 1302-nucleotide messenger RNA. Lineage: Eukaryota; Viridiplantae; Streptophyta; Magnoliopsida; Lamiales; Oleaceae. The record is from the annotation of a GenBank genome assembly.
AUGCGUUGGUUAUGGCCAUUUGUGUAUCUAGUUCUUCUAUUUUUUUACGUGCCCACCUGUGAAUCUUCUUCAAUUUCCGAUCUUUUUGACAGUUGGUGCCAACAGUAUGGCAAAACAUACAAUUCUGCUCAAGAAAAAGAAUACAGACUCAAGGUGUUUGAAGAAAACUAUGCAUACGUUUCCCACCACAAUAGUUUGGGUAAUUUUUCUUACUCGCUCUCUCUUAAUGCCUAUGCUGAUCUCACUCACCAUGAGUUCAAGGCCAAGUACUUGGGACUCUCACCUUCACCAGAUGAUUCGAUAAUCCGAUUGAAUCGCAAUCGCGGGUCAAGUCCAGUUGAAGGGUUGAAUCUUGUUAAGGAAUCUGAUAUUCCUUCUUCACUGGAUUGGAGGAAGAAAGGAGCUGUUACUGGAGUCAAAGAUCAAGGAAGCUGUGGUGCAUGCUGGUCAUUCUCUGCUACCGGGGCAAUGGAAGGCAUAAACAAGAUAAAGACAGGAUCGCUCAUCAGCCUGUCUGAGCAAGAGUUAAUUGAUUGUGACAAAUCUUAUAAUGAUGGUUGCGGAGGUGGGCUCAUGGAUUAUGCAUAUGAAUUCGUUAUAAAAAACCACGGGAUUGAUACAGAAAAGGAUUAUCCCUAUCAAGGUCGAGAAAAAACUUGCAACAAAGAGAAACUCAAAAGACAUGUUGUGACUAUCGAUAGUUAUGUUGACAUUCCUGCCAAAGAUGAGAAACGGCUACUACAAGCUGUAGCAACUCAGCCUAUUAGCGUUGGUCUAUGUGGGAGUGACAGAUCGUUUCAGCUGUACUCCAAGGGCAUAUUCACGGGGCCAUGCUCGACCUCUUUGGAUCAUGCAGUACUGAUUGUGGGUUAUGAUUCAAAAAACGGAAAGGAUUAUUGGAUUGUGAAGAAUUCUUGGGGAAAAUACUGGGGAAUGGACGGCUAUAUGCAUAUGCUACGAAAUAAUGGCAAUCCACAAGGCAUUUGUGGGAUUAACACGCUAGCUUCGUACCCUGUCAAGACGAGCCCAAAUCCUCCCCCCUCUCCUUCCCCAACGCCUACCAGAUGUAACCUUUUCACUUACUGCUCCAGUGGUGAAACCUGCUGCUGCGCUCGGCGCUUUCUAGGAUUAUGCUUGAAAUGGAAAUGUUGCGGGGCAGAAUCUGCAGUUUGUUGCAAGGACCAGAGUCACUGUUGCCCACAUGAUUAUCCAAUAUGCGACACGAGAAGGAAUCUGUGCCUCAAGCAAAUUGGCAAUGCCACAAUAGCAAAGCAACUUGGGAAGAACUUUUCUACGAGUUAG